AUGGAACAGGAAAAUGAAGAUUUAAGGGAACAGACGGAGAUGCAACAGCUUGAAAUUCCGUCAAAUGAUCUAAUUUAUUUACACAGACAAGAUAUUGAAGAUAGCGAAGCUAAGACGGAACAAUAUGUCACUAAUAGCGACGUAGAAAAAAUAGAUUCACAAAUUCAGUACAGCUCUAUAAACAGGGUAGAUAACUUCGUUAUAAUGGUCGAUGCUAACGCCGGUCAUGUUGAAAUCAAGUAUGCCGGACCUUUAUCCUCCCCAAAUGAAAUUGGAACAUUACAAAACCCAACAGAAAUGGAGAUAUAUAUCCCAGCACAUGAUAAAACGCAGGAAGAGGCAAAUAAAGAGUAUGAGGAGCUUGGCUAUAUGAAAGCUAGCAAUAGUACUGCAAAUAUGAAAUCCAAUGCAUGCUAUGCAAAUAUUUCAACAAGCUGCAGCGGUGAUCAUCUAAAAAAUACCAACAUUUGCGUCGAUGAUGUAUCAACAAACAAGAUAAAACAGAGCAAUCAAGGUGAUAUUAUAGAUUUGAGCCUAAAGGAAACAACCGUAGAAAAGCACCCAGUUCAAGCUGUGUACCGACCAUCGAGUGCAGAACUCACUUACAGAUCAUCAAUGUGGAGAGGCGAUACUAAUCAAGGAGUGCUAAAUACACAACCAACUGUGUAUGGGCCAGAGACACAUUUGUUACCUGCGCAACAAACAAGUCUACCGUGUCAUCAACAAUUGUUAGACCAAAGUAUUUUCAAUAAGGUCUCAUCAUCUUCCACUUCACAACCAAAUUCUUGCAAUCAUAGUUCUACAGAAAUUCCAAAAAGAAAUGCCAACCAUCAUCUGAAACAUCAAACUGCAGUUAACAAAUUACAGCCAGCGUCGUUUCAUCAUCAUUCUUUUAGUCGACGAAGUGCGCAUUUAGAGACACCUCCAAUAAGUCCAAUAGACUGUCAAUGGAGAGUGCUACCGCCGAAAAGUAAUUUUCCUAUUUAUGAUCAACAGAAAGGUUUUCGUAAAGGUGGUAUUCUAAAAUUAAACGAGUUUUUUUCGAAUUCCCAAAGAAACACGAUGCCGAGUGAACUAGCCUGUGGAACUUAUAAAAACUCACAUUAUCCAAUUGAUCAGCUAAUUAAGAAACAAUUACCAAAAAGCCUUAGAGAAGCGCGGCAAGCGAAUGCAUUCGACCGAGGGGCUUCUUUUCAUCAUCGAUUUGAUCAGAUUCAGCCGACACCCCAAAACGCACAACAACAUCAACCUUAUCAUGAAUAUUUGGUGAAAAAUGUUGCCGUCGAAAAAUUUCGUUCAACGAAAUGGUUCACUUUCCCCUCUAUUAUGGAUUCGUACGAUGCACGAUAA
Molecule: messenger RNA, 1350 nt
Organism: Rhagoletis pomonella (apple maggot)
Lineage: Eukaryota; Metazoa; Arthropoda; Insecta; Diptera; Tephritidae
Exons: 3
Coding region: 1-1350 (449 amino acids)
Source: RefSeq, a predicted model, not a curated record